AGAAAUCUCUGGGGAUUGUUUCAUUCGUACCGAGAACCUCAUUCGAAUAGGAGCUAAAAAGCCGCAGUGAAAUCAAAUAAUUAAAAUCUAUAUUUUUUAUUAUUAAUUGUAGAGAUUUUGAAAGUGAGAAACGAAAUGGAAAUUCCGCAAGAUCUUGUGCCACUUAUGAGCUGUGGGCAGUGCCGUCGACGCUACGACAUCGGUGCUGGAAUAGUGCCGAAGGAGAUGUCGUGCAAGCACAUUAUCUGCGGCGAGUGCGUGAUCUCCAACCAGUUUGGCGCCACCCAGGAGAUAGUGUGUCUCUUGUGCGGAGUUUGCACCCGUAUGCCACUCCAGGGGAUGCCGGAGCCACGUCACAUUAUGUUCCUUCUUCGUGAGAUGCCGGCUUUGCUUUUGGGCCGCGCCAUUAUGGGCUUCUCGGGCGGACGCGGCGACACCCUAGUGAACGAGAUGGAUACCCCAACACCCCAAGAAGAAGGCGAUGGCGGCAACUGGCUGAGGGCAAUCGAUGUGGAGAACUUUUUAGCGACCAACAGCGAGAAUUGCAUACUGCACUCGGUGCCUAAUAGUAUUUGGUGCCACAACUGCAAUCGACUAUUGUGCCGCGCCUGCUCCGAGGGGCUGCUGCACGUGGAGCACCGUAUGACCCGUCAGCUGGACUACAACCAUCUGCUGCGCCAGCUACUUGACAUCGAACUGGGCAAGAUCAGGAAUCUCGCCGUAAAGGCUGACGAAUAUUCUGUGCGCGAAAUGACCCUCUUGCGGCAGGUCUGCGAGGCGUGCUACCACGUCCAGUUGCAUGUCAAGCGCGGCAUGUUGGAGCACAAGCCGUCGAUGAUUGCUUGCCAGAUGCGGGGCUGGUGCCUCCGCUCCCAGAGGGACAUCAACCGAUCUUCCGGACAGCUUUCCGGAGCCGACAUGGUCCAGUUGCUAUACAAGCUGUGUGAGCAGCACCAGCGCUACAAAACUCAGCUGUUGGAGGUGAACUUCCAGUGCCGGAUGCGGGCAGCCAUCAACGAGAAUGGCAUGCAGGUCCUGGACUUUGAGAAGCUCAACGAGAGGCUCAUGAAGCUACGCAGCUUCACCAGUCCAGGCCCCAUUCCGCAUAACGUGGAUCCGCCACCGGCUCUGAUCCUAACCAACUACUGCGUGUUGGCCUACUGGAGUGAGUUGCAGCAGAACACGCUCCCGGUGCUGUGCCGUACUCCGCCACCGGUUCCCGAGCUGUUGCCUCAGUCGCGACGAGCGGUGGUGCCACCGAAUUUCAAUCGGCAGCGCCGGGACUUCGACGUUGUGGACCAUCUGGCUUAUCUAGACAUGAUGCAGGACCGUGUGCUGCAGCAACAUCCGCGGUAUUAUUCCCGGUAUGACGACUAUACUCCAGACCGUUCGGGCUCUGUGGAAUCCUCGGGUUCGGUUCCGCAGAGGGAGCCACAGCCGCAGAUGCCGGCAGGGCCAGCCCCGGAGCCUGAGAAAGAAGCCCCAGAACAAAGCCAGGCUCGAUUGGACCAGCAAUUCGAGCUGGCAAUGGAAAACUUUUCAAACAUCCAUUCCAGUCAGCAGCAACAUGCUUCCAUGAACGAUAGAUUGCGCGACUUGCGGAUACAGCAGGAUCCGGGCUUCAGGGCUCAGGUGCAGCAACAGGAGCAGUUGCAAGAGGCGCACGCCCAUGAGCGACGGCAACAAGAAGAGCAACAGCAACAGCAGCAGCAGGGGCAGAAUCUAGGGCCAUCAGCUCAGGAAUCAAGCUUUCAAGAACAGUUCAUGGGAGAGAGCCAUGAUUACCAGCAUCUUCCGCACUAUCAGUACUUAUCGGCCCAAUCCUGGAAUCCUUACUGGGCCAUGGAAGUAGAGCAGCAAUUGCACCAAUCGAACGGAAGGCGCUCCAACAGCAACACCACCACCACCAACACUAACACAAACGAGAACAACAACACUAACAACAAUAACAACAACAAUAACCAUUCCCCAGAAGAGCAGGAACCUGAACAGGAACCGGAUCAGGAGCCAGAAGAGGAAGAGGAUGAGGACACCAUCUCCGAGCCAGUACCUUUGCAGGAAGACUGGCCGGAAGAAUACUAAUCGAAGUACGACCAGAUGCUGCUCCCCGGAUGGCGGAGAACUUUGGGGCCCUCAUCCGACACGACUUUGGCUUCGGUUAUCGGGGAUGCAGAAUAUUUCAAGCCUGGGAGGAUGAGAGCAUAAUCAGUGGCGAUUUCGAAACAAAUAACGGACGGGGUGGACAUUCGGCAUUCGUCCAGCGAUACUUUAUGCCGGAGGACACUGGCCUGGUGGCCUUCCGGGGCACCGUUGGCAUGCGACGUGGCCAGAAACGACAGGACAACUGCGGCUACGUGGGCAGCCAGUUUCGGUUGGUGCUCAACGAGAUGCGCUCCUUUACGGCCAUUUUCGGAUACAUCAUCCAGGGCAUUGAGGUGGUCGAGAGAAUAGCAGCAACCGGCGAUUUCAUUGGACGUCCAGCCGUUAGGACAGUGAUCCGGAAUUGUAGCGAGUAUCGACUGAACGGCAAAAACUAUUAUACAACACAGCAUAGAAGUAACUUUUCGAAAUCCCCAAAGAACACAAUUAUAUUUUAACCAUCUUCAGUGAACACACACACACACACACACCCACCCACAACUUUUUGGCAUCUGUCGGUUAAGGUACGAAUUUUUGUAAACAAAUUUGCACGCUUUAUAAUCACGUCCGAAAAUAGAAAUUUUAAAAGCAAAUACAGAAGAAAACAAAAGCCAAUUUUUGAGACAGACUAAUGAAAUUUUUAUAAGCCGUUUACAAGACAAGUAUUAAGUCUUUUGGAUGCUAUUUAAAACACACCACACCAAAGAAUAACGAUGUAUAUCGAAAUAGGUAUAUGAAACUCGUCAUUUCACCCGAAGCUCCUUCAAAAACACAUACUAUAUUUAAGGAAAGACAAGCACUUGUUGCUGUCUGAGCGCUACAACGUUACCUGGACAUAGAAAGUUAGCUACAAUAAUGUUAAGAUAAGUGUGAAAUUAUAAUGGAAAGAUACUUUAGGCAGGACACAGAGCAGAGUACCUACGAAGGCAGUUUCGAAACUCUAAUCAUGAAAAAGGUGAAAAAAACAAUUAUCUGUCAUACAAAAUAUAUAAAUGUUUAUUAAAAUAUAUAUCUGAUGUUCAAUGUCUAAAUACAUAUAUCUAUAUGUGCAUUUGGUGUGGCCACAAUCGAGGCUCUAUAUGUGAUUUCAUGAAAACUAACGACCUAUAAGAAACCGCUUACAACUCUCGGAACUAUUGAACUUUAUCAAAACGAAAUUAUACGAAAUAUGCAAUAACUAUUAUAUGUUUUAAGAAUAUAUCGUCGAGAGGAUAUUGUUCCAACAAAAUGUAGUUAAAAAAUUGUAACAGAAAAGAACAGACAACCUUUAAGGUUCGUUCGGGAAGGGAAAGGAUUAGCUAGCGUGUAUUGGAGGUUUUAGGAAACGACUUUAAGAUUGUGAUCGGUAGGAUGCUCAAACGGCUUUAGGUUUAGGUUUAAUUUAUAAAAUAUCCAAUAAUCAUUAAUGUAUACCGGUGUGAACCAUCGCCAAGAAAUGGGAAUGGAAUGCUGGAUAUCUCGGAGCAAUGAUGCGUAGUACAAACCCAGAUGAAACGGAGGCAGAGUAGAGUGUUUAAUUGGUAUUUAUAGGAAAUGAUUGUCAUUGGUAGUAUAGAUAAGCAAGCCCAUUAUUCAUUGAUGUCUAAAUAUGCAAAUUAUUGGUGUGUUUAUGUGUGAUGGAUAUUAAUUCAAUAAACGUUGCCAAAAACUGAUUCUUUUCUUGGUGGGGGAAUCGGGGGAUUUCAGGUCAAGAAUCGAGGAAGUUGCACUCCAAUGGAAUACUCCAAAACUCACCUUAUAGAAGACAUCUGGAACAUAUUGUUUGUCCGUCGAUUCACGCACAUAGCCAAGCUCGGGC
Messenger RNA from Drosophila ananassae, 3937 nucleotides. RefSeq names its product adenylate cyclase, terminal-differentiation specific. Gene Ontology annotation, molecular function: zinc ion binding. The transcript has 3 exons. NCBI's taxonomy places the organism in Eukaryota, Metazoa, Arthropoda, Insecta, Diptera, Drosophilidae. The record is from RefSeq and is a predicted model, not a curated record. The coding region runs from base 136 to 2082 and encodes 648 amino acids.